Molecule: messenger RNA, 861 nt
Organism: Anopheles nili
Lineage: Eukaryota; Metazoa; Arthropoda; Insecta; Diptera; Culicidae
Exons: 3
Coding region: 4-861 (285 amino acids)
Molecular function (GO): acyltransferase activity, transferring groups other than amino-acyl groups
Source: RefSeq, a predicted model, not a curated record
GCUAUGGCUGGAAGUGAUCGACUGGUGGAGAUCUCACCGGAAGAUUGGACCGAACUGAAGAUCCUUUUUCGAAGUGAUUGGCCAAAACACGAGUUUGCUUAUCAUAUGUUGGAAACCUACAUUAAAUGGAACGAACAACAUCAAACGACGGGUGUGCAAUGUUACUCCUUGAAUGGUAACUGGAGGGUGGACGAAACCUUUGUGUUGAAGGAUGGAUUUGAAAUCUAUUUCUAUUCAACGGCUCAAGACGAAAAUAGUUCUCUGUUGAUAAGGCUGCUUUUGCAAAUUGAAUGGCAAUCGUUCAGCGAGGUCAGUAUGGAUUUUCUGGACAAGUUUCAUCAAGCGAUAUUGAAAGUAAUUAGCGAGAAACAUUUAAAAGUUGUGACUAGCAAUUUAGCAAACUACUACUACUUAUCAAAAGAACAAGCAUUUCAGUUGCAUUCGCCUUCUUUACCAGAAGGCUAUGUGUUUGAGAAGAUAACACUAAAAGAUUUAGAUCACAUCUACGACCAGUGGCCUUUGAGAACCCACAUUAGUUACGAAUCGGGUUACGGAUUACUGAAGCGAUUGAUUUCGUUCAAUGAUAGCGUUGGAUUGUUUAACGAAAAGGGUCAGAUUAUAUCGUGGUGUUUAAGUGAUCAAACCGGAGCUCAUUCGGAUCUUCAAACCAUGCCAGCGUUUCGUCGUAAGGGAUACGGGCGAAUAGUAGUAAUCGAAUUAGCGAAACGAUUAGCUCUGGCUGGUUCGGAUUCAAAGGCGUACGUUUUACACGGAAACGAAAACUCGAUAAGGUUAUUUGAGAGCGUUGGAUUUAAAAAAAUGCAAAAUCUGCACUGGAUGGUAGCGAGUGCGGAACAAUAA